Suillus plorans is the source of this 417-nucleotide messenger RNA. RefSeq lists its product as uncharacterized. Gene Ontology annotation, biological process: telomere maintenance via telomerase. The record is from RefSeq and is a predicted model, not a curated record. Gene Ontology annotation, cellular component: telomerase catalytic core complex. NCBI's taxonomy places the organism in Eukaryota, Fungi, Basidiomycota, Agaricomycetes, Boletales, Suillaceae. The transcript has 3 exons. Gene Ontology annotation, molecular function: telomeric repeat DNA binding; telomerase RNA binding. The coding region runs from base 1 to 417 and encodes 138 amino acids.
AUGAAUGGGCUGCAUACUGCACAUGUCAAUGUCUAUCAAAGUUUCAUCAUUGCUGCAACGAAGAUGCACCAUUAUAUCAUGAGCUGGGGUUUAGAUAUUGUGAAGAAUCAAAAAUUCUUGAACAAUGUGAUCAGACAUGUUAUCAGAUAUACCUAUACCGCAAUACGCCACCAGUCGUGCAACAAGGUUGCGCGCGACAGCGGUGGAGUUUGCGAUCUGCAGACAUGUCCUGUGUCAUGGCUAGGGAUGCAUGCGUUCUACACCGUGUUCUCGAAGAAGCCCAAUGUUUACGAUGGUUCGACCCUGCUAACUUCACUCCAAUUCCAAUUGUCUUUGCAUCGUAACAAACUGCUGAAGCGCCGGUUCAAGAAGGUGGUGAAGGAGGGUCUUAAAGGUGUUCCUGCGUUAGAUUUUUGA